Nestor notabilis (Kea) is the source of this 1468-nucleotide messenger RNA. It is a transcript of the gene DNAJA4, whose product is annotated as DnaJ (Hsp40) homolog, subfamily A, member 4. Lineage: Eukaryota; Metazoa; Chordata; Aves; Psittaciformes; Psittacidae. Gene Ontology annotation, cellular component: cytosol; cytoplasm. Bases 1 to 1080 code for a protein of 359 amino acids. The record is from RefSeq and is a predicted model, not a curated record. Gene Ontology annotation, biological process: protein refolding. The transcript is spliced from 7 exons. Gene Ontology annotation, molecular function: Hsp70 protein binding.
AUGCAGAUGUACAAGUUUAAACUUAUAUCCCAGGCAUAUGAAGUUCUGUCGGACCCAAAGAAAAGGGACCUCUAUGACCAGGGUGGGGAGCAGGCUAUUAAAGAAGGAGGCCUGAGUGGCGGCAGCUUCUCUUCACCCAUGGACAUCUUUGACAUGUUCUUUGGUGGUGGAGGCCGAAUGAAUAGAGAGAGAAGAGGCAAGAAUGUUGUACACCAGUUAGGUGUAUCUCUUGAAGACUUAUAUAAUGGUAUUACAAGGAAACUGGCACUGCAGAAGAAUGUUAUUUGUGGAAAGUGUGAAGGUUAUGGCGGAAAGAGAGGGGCAGUGGAGAAGUGCCCUGUGUGUAAAGGAAGAGGAAUGCAAGUUAUAGUUCAGCAGAUUGGACCUGGCAUGGUACAACAAAUCCAAACUGUGUGUCCAGAAUGCAAAGGCCAAGGUGAAAGAAUAAAUCCAAAGGACAGGUGUGACAACUGCAAUGGCUGUAAGGUUGUAAGAGAAAAAAAGAUCAUAGAAGUUCAUGUUGAUAAAGGCAUGAAAGAUGGUCAGAAGAUAGUAUUUCAUGGAGAAGGUGACCAGGAGCCUGAUCUGGAGCCUGGCGAUGUUAUAAUUGUGCUUGAUCAAAAGGAUCAUAGUGUCUUUCAGAGGCGAGGGCAUGACUUAAUCACAAAAAUGAGAAUUCAGCUCUCAGAGGCUUUAUGUGGUUUCAGAAAGACCAUUGAAACUCUGGAUAACAGAGUUCUUGUUAUAUCAUCUAGGCCAGGUGAAGUGAUAAAACAUGGUGACCUGAAGUGUAUCUACAAUGAAGGAAUGCCUGUCUACAAAUCUCCAAUGGACAAAGGCAGCUUAAUUAUACAAUUUCUGGUCCAGUUCCCAGAGCACUACUGGCUCCCAAGGGAGAAACUGAGUCUGCUGGAGGCCCUGCUUCCUCCACGAGAAGAUGUUAUGAUUACGGAUGAGAUGGAUCAGGUAGACCUUGAAGAUUUUGAUCCAAGUGAGCAAACCUACCGUAACAGUGGGGGAGAGGCAUAUGAAGAAGAUGAGGAGGGUCCAAGAACAGGAGUACAAUGUCAGACAUCUUAAAGCAAGGUGAAGUGGAUGUCAUCUAAAAUGUAAAUUUUCACAAUGAAAACUGCAUGGCUGUAAUAGCCACUGCUUGUGGUUUUUGUGUUCAGCAAAUUGAGUUGCUGCGCUGUCAGUAUCACCUUUUUGUAACUAAUUUAUAUUGUGUUCUUGUAGUCUUUAUAUAAUGCAAAAUGUCACACAGCUGAGAACCAACUGAGUCGGUAUACAUUUUCUUUUGCUGUGAAGGUUCUCACUUUAUUUCACCUAUGCUAUUUAUAUAAGACUUGGGCAAUACUGAUAGAGGCUAAGUGGAGUGUCUCAUGUAAAUACUUUCAUACUGGAAAAUUAAUUUCAUAGAAUAAAACAUAGCAGAAAUAACUUCUAAUAAAUAGAACUCUUCACAUUU